This is a messenger RNA of Lobosporangium transversale, 804 nucleotides long. RefSeq lists its product as hypothetical. NCBI's taxonomy places the organism in Eukaryota, Fungi, Mortierellomycota, Mortierellomycetes, Mortierellales, Mortierellaceae. Gene Ontology annotation, biological process: activation of GTPase activity; nucleocytoplasmic transport. Gene Ontology annotation, cellular component: perinuclear region of cytoplasm; nucleus; cytosol. The transcript has a single exon. The coding region runs from base 157 to 708 and encodes 183 amino acids. Gene Ontology annotation, molecular function: small GTPase binding; GTPase activator activity. The record is from RefSeq and is a predicted model, not a curated record.
AUGUUUACGAGUUGGAUAUCACAUUCGCCUGGGACUGGUCCAAGGCUGACCUUGGUGAGCUAGAGAAUGUUCUGAGAGGGUCGAGUAUAUCUAUUCUUCGGCUUGAUCUCGGAUGGGACCAAGAAAGCAUUUCCAGGAAAAAAACUUCCACCAUAUAUGCGAUAUGACUUACUCCUUCGGAUCAUAGGGCUUAGAACUAUGAAAACAAUCCAUAUUAUACUAUCCCCCGAGCUCACAGACCUUUGCACUUUACAAAGCAGGAAGCCGCCACACCUUCAUAACCUAUCCUUUGAUAUGAGGCCUCGAGGGCUUGAUGUUAGUGAGCUUCCAGUACUUUUAGGCUCACUCAAGGAUUUGAACAUUUUGGACUUGAGAUAUUGCGCUAUCGGGGAUUAUGGAGUUCUUAUACUCUCAGAGACAUUCAAGUCCAACACGACAUUAGUGGAUUUAAUAUUACGAUCCAACGGCAUUGAUAACGCUGGAGCUUGUGCACUCUCAGAGGCGCUCAAGGUCAAUAAGACUUUGCUCACUUUGGACUUACAGUUCAAUAUGGUUGGGCAUAAAGGAGCUGUGGCACUGGCAGAGGCACUCAAGGUCAACAGGACUUUGAAAUAUUUGGACUUGAAGCACAACGCAAUAGGAGGGUCGGGAGUUUUUGCGCUGUCAAAGGCACUCAAGGUCAACAAGAUUGUGGCUUUAAAUAGAUGAUGGAUGCAUUGGUUGAUAACCAAUUUUGAAAUCUAAAUAGUCUUGAGGCAGUUAAGGAAGAUAGCUCAGUCUUAGUAAACAACUUGCUGGCAGGAG